UCCCUUCUAAUAAAUUAUGAGGCUGAAAGAAAACAGUAGUGAAUACAGUGGUAUAAGCCAUUCAUAAAUAAUCCCCAUAACACUGAGAGUUGAAACUUCACAAAAAAACCUGGAAAUUACCUUUAGGCCUGCAAAGACUAUCUUAUAAGCUUGAUAUUUUUUCUAUUAAUGCUCACAAAGUCAUCACAUGCUUGCUUUCAUGUAAAUUACUGAAAUGACGGCAGCUUGUUUGCUUUAUCCAUAGGAAGCUUUUCAUCAGGAGUGUUAAAAUACAGCGGCUUUUGGGUGUGGGGGGGUAAAGUUUCUCACCUUCGCAGCUGCACGGGAAAGCUUUUAAAGACAACUCAAAACCAGGGACCAAAAAUAUCGUUAUGGAGCAGAUAGACACAGCAUGUGUUUGCACUGAUUUAUGCACAGGUUGCCUGAAGAAGCUUGAGCCAUGAUUGCACGUACUCGAGUUAGCAAUCUCACAGCACAUCGGCAAACCCCACUUAAAAUUAGGUGAGGCAGAAGGCAAAACUCCGGGUGGAUUUAAGUGCUACACACCCCACCUCCUCCUUUCCCAAUCUGGCCUCGUUUAUAUAAGCCCAUGUAUAAUUUAUAUGUGCACCCGCAUUUGUAAAACGCUCCAGAUCUGAGCAUCUCCCUACCUCAGAACCCUCAAAUUUCGUGCUUAAAAAAAACCCCAGGUGUGGCGGGGGAUUGCGUUCAGUUGCUGCAGGAAGCGGCGCUCCAGCCGAGGGGGCCGGUCCGGGGCCUGCUCCCAGGCGCCCUCGGCAGCGCCCGGAACGGAGCGACCGGCAGUCAGCGAGGCGGUUCUAGGUGUAGGAAAUAUGAAUGACUGGCAGAGGAAAAGCCCUUUAGACUGGGAGAAGUAUGUGAACAAAAUGGUGAAAGUUGCUGCAAUUGAGAAACAUGAAUAUGAAGGAUGGGUCUUAACAGUUGAUCCAGUUUCUGCUAGUGUUGUCCUUGCAACAUUCCUGGAGAAUGAAAAAGUGUCCAUAUCGGUUGUCUUGGGCCAUGCUGUCCAGGAGGUUGAAAUACUGAAAGAAGGGGAUGAUGAAAUGAAGCAACGGCUUUCUUGCAUAUUUGUGCCUGAAGAAAGCAAAGCCUACAGCCCAGGGGAACUUGAAAAGAGGAAGAAUGACUUGAAGACUUGGCUAGAAACAAACCACAUCCCUGUAACAGAGCAAGGUGAAUCAGGAAGAACACUAUGCGUGAUGGGAGUAUUAACUAUUGACCCACCAUAUGGCCCAGAAGAGUGCAGCAGCUCCAAUGAGAUUAUUCUGUCUCGAGUUCAAGGCUUGAUACAGGGCUAUCUUGAAAGACACCAGUGAUGUCUGCUGUGUUAAAAGCAGUUGUCUUUAGGAAUGGGUCUACCCAUGCUAUUUUAGGAACUGUCUCUGGAUAUCAAUAUUCAAAAUUUGCAAAAAUGCUGGGUUUAGGUACUUUUGUCUGAUUUUUGUAUGUUAAGAAAGGGAUAAAACAGUAUAAACUAAAACAAAGCAUUUUUAAUACACUAUUUUUUAUUAAAAGCUAGCCAUUGGAGAGCAAUGAUGUAUUAAACUGAUAUAUAUCAGUUUAAUAUUAAACUGAUAUCAGUUUAAUAAAUAUUUUUGUAACAUUAUUGUGAAAGAUGAUAGAUUAUAAAUUUUAAACUGUGUUUUCCUCUGCCUUUAAAAUUAAUUCAAUUAAUUAGUGGUGUAGGCAUGUUUGUUUGAACUGUGUGCCAGAAUUUUGUUUCAGAAAGAGAAUUGUGACACUUGAACUUCCCAAACCAGAUGAACAAAUUGUUCAGAAGGCUUUUUUGUUUUGUUUUUUUUUUUUCUUUUUUCCCCCACAACUGUUCUGCUUUAGAACAUAAAUUAUAAUCUAGGUCCAAUUUUGUAAAAUUAUUAGGGAACAUUAGCAGGCAAAUAGGCUUUAAAAACAUUUCCUAUCUAUAUUUGUUAUUUUAGAGCAGCAGUGAUUGGAAGACCUUUGUUCCUUACAAUUUCUUUCAGUUCAUCAAGUUUGUGUUUCUUCAUGCUUUGUUUCUAUCUUAUGGCAACACACAACACAAGAAGCAUUGUGUGAUUUUUCCCGAGAUAAUUAAUCCAGUCAGGAGCCUUUAGAGUCUUAAGAGUUCCGUUUUAUGAAACAGCACCAAAACAUGUUAGUGGGCUGAAAUAAAUUUGAAAAGUUUUUCUAACCUGUUAAUAAAAGGCCCUCCUCAUUCCUGCUGUACUGUAUUUAACUUUGGUCAGGUUCUUCCUGAUUUUUCUUAAAAAUCAUCUAUUGCACAUAUGUUCUUGUGUGUGUCUCCCUGAAAAAGUUGGUAGAUGCAAAUGCACAAAUGCUUCAGCUGCCUGUCUGGAUAAGGGGAUUGCUCAGUGCCUGAACUCCAGGGCACCCAAGGCUAGCUGAGGUGUUUGGUGUGAGACCCAGUAUCACCUCAAACUCCACUCGAGAGAUUGAAGAACAGCUUGAGAAUGCCUUGUUACAAGGAAGGUAACACCUCUUACCUCCCUGCCAGGCAGUAAGAAGCCUGCUAUGCUUCUUUACCUCUAGCCUCAGCAGGGCCAGAUUCUGAAUUACUGGUCUCCUGUGAGGAGCAAGGACUGGUUUGUGUCUCUACUGCCUCUGAAGUGAGGACCUUAACAAAAUGGAUGCAGGACAACUAAGAGAGACACUGGACAGCCGGGAUAAUGCAAUGAAAGGGUGGACUCUCAGCGGGAGGGACUCUUUAAGGAAGGAGUUGAAACUACUGAGUCCCAAGAUAAGGGACAGGACUCAGCGAAUACUGAGUUAUCCUGAUUAUGGAAAUACUAAUUGGGUAAAAAGUCACAAGAGGAAGAGGAGGCAUCUUGAUUCUUCUUCCUGAAGACGUACAACUACCAGGAGCCACUGUGCAGGCGUAACUAGGAGACCAGGGCAGAGCACAUGAAAAUGAUUUAUUAGAAAUAAUUAUAAUAAACCCCACCUUUUUGUGGAGAGAUCACGAAUAUGUACAGGUGUUUUUGGAACUAAUGAAUAUGUAACACUUCACUGUAUAAAGCCAAGUCCGAUUACCACAUUGGGUGUGCACACUUGUGGAGGAGCGAUCCUCCAUGCACCCAGUGCUUCAGUAAAGACUACCUGC
Athene cunicularia (burrowing owl) is the source of this 3121-nucleotide messenger RNA. RefSeq names its product gem nuclear organelle associated protein 6 (gene GEMIN6). Bases 834 to 1337 code for a protein of 167 amino acids. Gene Ontology annotation, cellular component: nucleus; SMN complex. Gene Ontology annotation, biological process: spliceosomal snRNP assembly; spliceosomal complex assembly. The record is from RefSeq and is a predicted model, not a curated record. Lineage: Eukaryota; Metazoa; Chordata; Aves; Strigiformes; Strigidae. The transcript is spliced from 3 exons.